AUGUUGUUGACCGGAAUCACCCCAGCUCUCGCCUUGGUUCUGCAUCUGUCCAACGCCUUUCAAUUGCUCCCACCACCACUCAAUAGCAGCUCGUCAAGUCCCGGACUCAUCUUGGAUUUGAUUUUGGAUUCAAAGACAAUUUACAUCUACAAUGACUUUGCACCCACCAGAGAUAAAGAUUCACUAGACUCCAUAUGGCCGAGAGCAGACCAAUUUGCGGAAGUUUUCCGUCAGGAUAUCAGUUCUGUCACUCGUUCAGAAUGGACACUGACACCAAUCGAUAAGCUAUGCAAGAAUGAUAGAGGCAUUGUGCUGGGGGCUUUUCGUGGAGAUAAGACUGAUAUUGCCUAUGAAAAUGAUGAGCCAACUGAAGAAGGGUAUGAGAUUGAGUACCAACCUGGCAAUGGGACUAUUUACAUCGGUGGUACAGGAGCACGUGGACUGUUUUGGGGAACAAGAACAUUACUUCAACAGCUCCUCUUUGCGGUGGAUGAACCAUUGUCAGCAGGUAAAAUCGUCGACGCACCUGCAUAUGCUACCAGGGGAUUCAUGCUAGAUGCAGGCCGCAAAUGGUAUGCUCUCGACUUUCUGAAAGAUUUAUGCACAUAUGCCUCCUUUUUCAAGAUGUCGGAGUUUCAUUAUCAUUCCAACGAUAAUUACCCUCUCAAUCGAGGUCACAAUGAGACAUGGAAUAAAGUUUACUCGCAAUAUUCUAUACGACCAGAAGAUCCAAGUCUCGAAGGGAUGGUCCAACGAGUCUUUCAAACUCUAUCGCCAGCAGACUUUGAAGACUUUCAGCAACACUGCGCAAGUCGAGGGGUGACAGUGAUUGUCGAGAUCGAAGCUCCCGGACAUGCUCUAUCAAUCACCAAAUGGAAACCAGAAAUGGCAUUGGCAAAGAAAGACCUUCUCAAUCUCUCAUAUCCAGAGACCAUUCCCUUCGUCAAGAGCAUUUGGGCGGAUGUCUUGCCUCGAAUUCACGCCAGUGAGGUCCAUAUUGGGGCCGAUGAAUAUGAUCCGACGUUGGCCGAUGAUUACAUCAACUUCGUCAAUGAGAUGGCCAAUUGGGUUAGAACCAAUUAUGGAAAGAAGAUCCGCAUCUGGGGAACGCAUGAGCCUUCAGAGAAUGUGACAAUUUCGAAAGAUAUCAUCUUUCAGCAUUGGCAGUAUGGUCAGUCAGACCCGGUACAGCUUGAGACGGAUGGGUACGACUAUAUCAAUUCAGAUGACAAAUGGGCAUAUAUGUCGUUGAAGAAUGACCACACGCCAAUCAAUCCAGCACCCUACGCUCAAUUCUUUAACGAAACUCGAGUCACGCACUUUGCGGGGAAAGAAGCCGUCCAAUGGAACCCGCAGUUUGUCAAUUCAGUGAAUUUUACCAUGCAAGUACCUGCAAACUCUCGUCAUAACAAAGGCGCAAUCCUCGCUGCGUGGAAUGAUAACGGGCCUAAUGCUAGCACUCAGCUAGAGGCAUAUUACGCGAUUCGUCGUGGAAUCGCACUUGUUGGUGCGCGAGCGUGGGGUGGAAGUCGCGGUCCUCUCUUAGACCUUGAUGACCUUGACAAUACCAUUGAUUUCUUGUCUCCCAGAUGCCCAGGCGCAAAUCUCGACAGAGUUCUGACACAUACAGACCCCGAGAGCGAUGCAGCGUUAAUAUCAUGGACUAACAUAGAUUCAACAAACACCUCAGUCGAUCUUGGUCACGGAAGCAAGGGAAUGAACUACACACUUGUGCUCACGGCAACAGGGCCAUUUAACCUGACAUCCCUGGACGCUUCCCUCUCUUUGACGGCUUCUUCUCAGAGUGGGAGCCACCUCGUCUUCAUUGCGGAUGGAAUUAUCUAUCCACUUCAAAAAACCACAUAUAAAGACAGCAGUAUCUUCCCCAAUGAAGUUGGUGUGAGUCCAGGACGCAUAUGGGCGAAUCCUCCUAACAAUCAAACCGAGUCGACUCACCAGAUCGUCGAGCUGAGUCCAUCCCUCGAAAACCCCGUCAAUAUUACUAUCACGACAGAUGUUGUGCGUGGUGCUCGAUGCUGGGUCAACGAUGAAUUCGUCGGCCGAUUUGAAGUUUUGGUCUUUGGCGGGAGAAACACCUGGCAGAGUUGGAGUCAAAUGGCCUUCGUCGCGCCCUUGGAUCAGAUUGAGGGUGAGUUGACGAGUUUGGAAAUCUUCGAUGCCAUAAUCGAACCUGGCAAAUUGGGAUUGAAAGUCUAG
Messenger RNA from Exophiala bonariae, 2217 nucleotides. RefSeq lists its product as uncharacterized. Bases 1 to 2217 code for a protein of 738 amino acids. NCBI's taxonomy places the organism in Eukaryota, Fungi, Ascomycota, Eurotiomycetes, Chaetothyriales, Herpotrichiellaceae. Gene Ontology annotation, molecular function: beta-N-acetylhexosaminidase activity. The transcript has a single exon. Gene Ontology annotation, biological process: carbohydrate metabolic process. The record is from RefSeq and is a predicted model, not a curated record.